Exophiala viscosa is the source of this 1947-nucleotide messenger RNA. RefSeq lists its product as uncharacterized. The transcript is spliced from 2 exons. Lineage: Eukaryota; Fungi; Ascomycota; Eurotiomycetes; Chaetothyriales; Herpotrichiellaceae. The record is from RefSeq and is a predicted model, not a curated record. Gene Ontology annotation, molecular function: DNA-binding transcription factor activity, RNA polymerase II-specific; zinc ion binding; DNA binding. Gene Ontology annotation, biological process: DNA-templated transcription; regulation of DNA-templated transcription. The coding region runs from base 1 to 1947 and encodes 648 amino acids.
AUGCGACUUGGUACAAAGUCAUGCUCAGAGUGUCGAAGACGAAGAGUUCGCUGCCAUUUUUCCACGAACGAUAGCCGAACUUGCGAAGCAUGCAAUCUACACAACAUUCUAUGUGUUCCUCAAACCAAGAAGCACCACGAUGACCCAGAAAAAACAGUAUUAAAGCGCCGUGUGGGAGACUUGGAAGAAACUGUCCGUCAGAUCACCGACGAUCAGUUUCAAGACCUUCGCAAACAACUACCCAACGUUACUGAGUACGGGUCCGUCAGUUCUACCGAUCGUCCAGCUCCAUCGGACCUAGAAUCGCCCGAUGAGGACUCAGAUUGGAAUGAAGUUGAGCAAGCGCCAUUGAUGAGCCUACUUCAGGAGACACUCAAAACUGAAUCAGGAGGACUUCCUACUCACAGUCAAGUCGGCAAGUCCAACGACCACCAAGUCAAAACCUGCCUCUCAAACCUAAGUCCGCUACUUCCAAGCCUUGAUGCUUUGACGUCGAUCCUCAAGGCUACUCAAGACUUCUGGCCGCUUUGGCCAUAUUCUCCAAUCUCUGCAGCAGCGAGCAGUGACGCCCCCAAUGAUGUCGACACGGCAAAGGCAUUCAUCGUCAAUUCUUUGAAUUCCGACACACGUUGCAUUAUCGCUAAGGCCUUGCUCUGGCUUGCGCUUUCCUUCCAGCAGGUGCCUCGAGGAUUUCGACCUCCGGGAGAUAUGCUGCCUGACUCACCCAGCUCACUUCUAAAGCAUUAUAUGCACAAUGCUGAUCUUCUGCUAUCCACCAUCACCGAAACGUUGGGAAAUGCUGACUUUGUAGAAUGUCUGCUCCUGCAAUUCAAACUCUACUUCAAUAUGGGCAAGCCACGGAAAGCAUGGCUUAGUAACAGGCGGGCUAUGAACACGGCGCUGCUCCUCGGGUUUCACAACGUCGACGUCUCUACUCCCAAGCGGCACAAAACUUUGUGGUCGAAGAUUUGGGUCACCGACAGACAAUUAUCGGUCAUCUUGGGCCUCCCUGCUGCAAUCGAUAAUUCGCAUCCUAGCGUGUCUGAGGUGCAAGCCGAGGCGCCUCUCGAAGACCGACUUUUCCGCGAGCUUGCGAUUGCAUCAGGACUUAUCAUCCAACGCAACCAGAACCACAAAAGCGCAAACUAUGCGACGACUAUGGAGAUUGACCACCUACUCGAACAAUGCAAGGCGAAAAUGCCCCCGGAAUGGUGGGAUCCCGCCCCUGGCACACCGUUGGCCGUCACCUACACCCGGCAAUCCAUCAAGCUGGCUUAUUACUCUCUCUGCAAGAUUGUGCAUCUACCGUAUAUGCUCAAGUCGGCCACGGAAAGGAAGUUUGAGAUCAGCAGAAUAGCAGCCUUGGAAGCGUCAAGGGAGUUGAUCAAAACUCACCGCAUGUUGAGACGUCAUAGCGGCCCAGAGAGCAUCAUGAUUUGUGAUGUGCUGGAUUUCCAGGCUUUCAGUGCCGCUGUGGUCAUUGUCAUUGAUCUCCUCUCAGUGUCUACCACGCGGCAUGUUCGCGAUGAGGCCGAGGAUUGGGAACUGGUUCAUGGCGUAAGAAAGGACCUUCGCAAUGUUUCCGAGGUAUUAAACUGCAGUGUGGCAAGCCAAGCCGCCAAAGUACUCGAAUGGCUCUCACAGGCGCGGGAAGGCACAUGGUCUGGCAGCCGAACCUGCAUCAUCCCGUAUUUUGGAAGGGUAAAAAUUGGACGGCAGACACGAGGGGAUCAGAUGCCUUCCAAUGGGACAGGGCUUCGCGCGAGCGAGGUACAACAGCCUGCAAGUUCCGUCGAGAUCAGCACGAAUACCUCGACGUCCUUCAGUCAAUUCUCGGAUCAAGAAUGGUUUUCUGAUCAAGAGUUAGGGAUGGAUUGGAUGUCUUUUUCCGACAUGAACGAAAGCUAUGACUGGAGUAUGUUGUUUAACACGCCUGUACCAGAGUGA